Malus domestica (apple) is the source of this 1101-nucleotide messenger RNA. RefSeq names its product peroxiredoxin-2E-2, chloroplastic. The record is from RefSeq and is a predicted model, not a curated record. Gene Ontology annotation, biological process: cellular response to oxidative stress; hydrogen peroxide catabolic process; cell redox homeostasis. Gene Ontology annotation, cellular component: cytoplasm. NCBI's taxonomy places the organism in Eukaryota, Viridiplantae, Streptophyta, Magnoliopsida, Rosales, Rosaceae. Gene Ontology annotation, molecular function: thioredoxin peroxidase activity.
ACAGCCACCUCUCAUUAUUUCCUCUGCCCAAAAGCCCUUAAACCCAACAAACCCAGCAAGCAUACCCAACAAACCCAAAGCUCUCUCUCUCUCUCUCUCUCUCUGAGACUCACUCUCUUACUCUAAAACUCAAACCACCAAACAUGGCAGCCUCCCUCACGAUCUCAAGGCUCCUCACAGCCCCCAAGUCCCUCGCUUUCUCCACCACCACCGCCGCCGUCGCACCCAAAACAUCUCUCUUCUCUCCCAAAUCCUUCUCCUCCAAAAUCUCCUACACCCCUCUCCCCCUCAAACACUCCCCCCGCCCAAAACCCCUCCUCCGCUUCUCCACCACCGCCUCCAAACCCAUAUCCGCCACCAUCGCCGUCGGCGACAAGCUCCCCGAAGCCACCCUGUCCUAUCUGGACGCCGCCGGCGACGUCCAGACCGUGACUGUCUCCGACCUCACCAAAUCCAAGAAGGCCGUCCUCUUCGCCGUCCCCGGCGCCUUCACCCCGACCUGCUCCCAGAAACACGUCCCGGGAUUCGUGGAAAAGUCGGGGGAGCUCAAGGCGAAGGGCGUCGAGACCAUCGCCUGCAUUGCGGUCAACGAUGUCUUCGUGAUCAAAGCGUGGAAGGAGAAUCUCAACAUCGGUGACGAGGUGCUGCUGCUGUCCGAUGGGAACGGCGAUUUCACGAGGGCGAUCGGGGCGGAGCUCGAUUUGAGCGAUAAGCCGGUGGGGCUGGGCGUCAGGUCCAGAAGGUACUCGCUUUUGGCGGAGGAUGGAGUUGUUAAGGUCUUGAAUUUGGAGGAAGGCGGUGCCUUUACUUCCAGUGGAGCUGAGGACAUUCUCAAAGUGAUCUGAAUUUGCUUCUAUCGGCGGCGGCGGCGGCGGCGGUGGUUAGCAGGUUUUUCCUUUUUACUUCUUGGGUUUUGUUUUUAAUUUAUGAGUAUAAUACUGUGUUGCCUUUGCGGGCUUGUAGCUUAGUUGGUUAAGAGUAGCUUUGCAACCGAGGUCCUGAGUUCGAUUUUCCGCUCCUUCAAUUUCGCUUGUAUAAAAAAAAACAAAGAGAUCUGGUUUCUGUUUAAUAAAAUCAGUUGGGUUUUUCUGAUUUGAUGAA